Messenger RNA from Durotheca rogersii, 720 nucleotides. Its product is annotated as putative ubiquitin carboxyl-terminal hydrolase. The record is from RefSeq and is a predicted model, not a curated record. Bases 1 to 720 code for a protein of 239 amino acids. Gene Ontology annotation, cellular component: cytoplasm. Gene Ontology annotation, biological process: ubiquitin-dependent protein catabolic process; protein deubiquitination. Gene Ontology annotation, molecular function: cysteine-type deubiquitinase activity. Lineage: Eukaryota; Fungi; Ascomycota; Sordariomycetes; Xylariales; Xylariaceae. The transcript is spliced from 2 exons.
AUGGCUCCCAAAACGUGGAUUAUGCUGGAGAACAACCCUGAGGUGAUGAAUCAGCUGGCGACCAAACUAGGACUGUCGCCCGAAUUAUCCUUCUAUGAUGUUUGGUCGCUCGACGAGCCUGAAUUAACUGCCCAUAUUCCUCGUCCUGUCCUCGCUCUUCUCGUCAUCCUCCCUCACACUCCAGCCUGGAAGGAGGAUCGCCGGAACGAGGACGCCGCAAAGUCAGACUAUGAAGGUCGCGGUCCCGAAGAACCCGUCGUUUGGUUCAAGCAAACCAUUGAGCACGCCUGCGGAUCUAUCGGAUUUCUGCAUUGUGCCGUCAACGGCGCAGCGGCUGAUUUCAUCCAACCAGGGUCCGAUCUAGAUGCUAUUCGUCGUGCCGCUAUCCCUCUCGGGAGGGAAGAGCGGGCCAAAAUGCUCUAUGAUAGCGUGCCUUUCGAAGAAGCCCACAAUUCCUGUGUCCAGCUGGGGGAAACGGCUGCGAGCAACGAGGACCACCUGGGUCAACAUUUCGUGGCUUUCGUCAAGGCAAACGACAGGCUCUGGGAACUGGAAGGAUCGAGGAAAGGGCCGAUAGAUCGGGGCGCCCUGGGGGUUGAUGAAGACGUCUUGAGCUCCAGAGCCCUUGAUUUGGGCUUCAGGAGGGUCAUCCGACUGGAGCAGGAGGCCGGAGGGGAAGAUCUGCGGUUUAGCUGCAUUGCUUUGUCACGAAAGGUAUAG